Molecule: messenger RNA, 1119 nt
Organism: Ochotona princeps (American pika)
Lineage: Eukaryota; Metazoa; Chordata; Mammalia; Lagomorpha; Ochotonidae
Gene: CD69
Product: CD69 molecule
Exons: 5
Coding region: 98-703 (201 amino acids)
Cellular component (GO): external side of plasma membrane
Source: RefSeq, a predicted model, not a curated record
ACGCCGAGAUGCCUCAGAGAGUCACACACCAAACAGGAGCCCAGGAGAGACUUUCGCUGUGGACUAACUUGGCCUGAGUUUACCCCAGGGAAUCUUCAUGAAGAUGGACUCUGAAGGUUGUUCCUUAACGGAGAACAGCUCUUUGCAUCUGGAGAGAGGCCAACAAAAUGAUGCCACACACUCCCAUUUUACAACACAUCAUGAAGGAUCUCUUCAAGUGCCCAUCCCAUGUGCUGUGAUGGGUGUGGUCUUCACCACCAUUUUAAUUAUAGUUCUCAUCGCCUUAUCAGUGGGCAAAUACAAUUGUCCUGGCCAGUUCUCAGUGCCUGCACCAGAGGGCGCCGCUUCUUCAUGCUCAGAUGACUGGGUUGGUUACCAGAGGAAAUGUUACUACUUCUCUGCUGAAACACACAGCUGGCCCCUGGCCCUCAAAUCCUGUUCCAGACUUGGUGCUACUCUUGCAGUCAUUGAUUCUGAAAAGCACAUGAUCUUUCUAAAGCGAUAUGCGGGGAGAACAGACCAUUGGAUUGGGCUGAAAAAGGAGGCUGAUCAGUCAUGGAAAUGGUCAAAUGGCAAAGAAUUUAACAACUGGUUCAACUUUACAGGAUCCGAGAACUGUGCAUUUCUGAAUAGUGCCAGCAUUGGCAGUACAGAAUGUGAAAGGAAUUUACACUGGAUCUGUAGCAAACCCUCCAAAGAAUGAAGAAAUCUUUUUUUUAACUAUAAACUGUUGUAUGUGAAGGAAUGCUGCUCUACUGCUAGAACUUUCCGAGAAAGACUUUGUGAGAAAGCUUUGUAGCAUCCCGGAAAUCUUUAAAACAGGACGGUGGAAAAAGGGACAGACAUUUCAGGAAGGUCUGCAUUGAACACUCUUUAGUUUUGUUUUUGCCGUGAGAUGCAAAUGUCACGGGUUGGCUGAUCAUCAUGCGGAAGAAUGAGAAUGAGGAUUUUUUCAGAUGCACUUUAUGUCUAUUUUAAACCCAGGAGUGAUAGGCUACCUGGGUUUGGAGUCAUUAUUUAUUGUUGAACCACCACCAGUGAAGGGCCCUUCACAUACUUGCACUAUUUGGAAGAGAUGGAGGGUUGCUUUGCAAACUGAAUGUAAACCAAAGGGGUUUU